Molecule: messenger RNA, 717 nt
Organism: Sphenostylis stenocarpa
Lineage: Eukaryota; Viridiplantae; Streptophyta; Magnoliopsida; Fabales; Fabaceae
Source: the annotation of a GenBank genome assembly
AUGGCUCAUAAUCACAUCCCCACCGAUUCUCCUCUCUCUCGUCGCAUAGUUCGUGCCUUUAUCCGCUUCCUGAAUUCUGUCGAAUCGGUUCGUGGGGUUGAUGCUGAGGAGAUUGAGGUUGCUAGAGAGUGUUUGACAGAGGCUUUUAAGCUUAAUUCAUAUCCUGUGGCUGGUGAUGUGAAAUCUGAUUCUUUGAUUGACAUAUUCAAGUCUCUUGAAGCUAACAAGCAAUGUGAAACUAGUAAGUCAGAUGUUGGUACUCGACGGGAUUGUGCAAAUGCUUCCAGUUCAUUCCCUGGUGAGAAUCCUGCUCGUGGGAUGAGUUAUUCUGAGGCGUCAAAAUCUACGCAGCAAAUAACAGCUUUUUUCUCUUGGACAGAAUUGGCACAGAUAGCUGGAAGUAAUAAUAAAACUGAAAGUGUUAAGGCAUCAGAUAAAGAUUCAACACAGGAACCUCGUGCUUUUGUGUCUAAAGAUGACCUGUGUGGCCAAUUCUUUGCUGCUCUGGAGAAAAAUAACUAUUUUAGGAGAAAUACUGAUGGGAGUGAUGACCCGGUGCAACUGGAGAAAGCAUCUUCUUUAUUUGACGAGGCUUGUAAGAUUCAAAGAAUCAACAAGGGAUUUGGUGGAAGGAGAGAAUUGCUCAUAUUGCAUAAAAGAAUCAGGAAGAUAUUGAGUGAUAUGAAAGUUUACAUCAUAGGAAUGGGAAGAUCUUGA